AUGCGUUUCACUGCUGCUUCCAUCGUCGCUUUCGCUGCGGGCGCUCUCGCCUCUGCUAGCUCCAGCGUUCCUGUUGUCACCGAGGUCAUCACUUCCUACGAGACAUACUGCCCUGAGGCCACCACCUUCGUCGCUGGAAGCUCCACUGUGUCCGUUACUGCUCCCGGUACCGUCACUCUCACCGGCUCGUACACCGUGACCCGUCCUCUGUUGAGCUCCACCGUCACCAUCUGCAACUCCUGCAGCAGCUCUACCGCCGUCCCCGCCCCUCUCGGCACCGGCUCCCCCAAGCCCUACAGCUCCGUUCCUUCUCCUGCCCCUGCUGCCGGAAAGACCACUACCGCCGUUUCCCCCGCCUUCACUGGUGGCGCUUCCCACGUCGCUGCCGGUGCCGGUGCCGGUCUCGCCGCUGUUUUCGGUGCUGCUGCUUUCUUGCUUUAA
Molecule: messenger RNA, 441 nt
Organism: Talaromyces amestolkiae
Lineage: Eukaryota; Fungi; Ascomycota; Eurotiomycetes; Eurotiales; Trichocomaceae
Exons: 3
Coding region: 1-441 (146 amino acids)
Source: RefSeq, a predicted model, not a curated record